Aspergillus welwitschiae is the source of this 586-nucleotide messenger RNA. RefSeq lists its product as uncharacterized. Bases 272 to 520 code for a protein of 82 amino acids. The record is from RefSeq and is a predicted model, not a curated record. The transcript has a single exon. NCBI's taxonomy places the organism in Eukaryota, Fungi, Ascomycota, Eurotiomycetes, Eurotiales, Aspergillaceae.
CACUGCAGAUCUGCGUCAUCCGGAAAUUAAUUCAUGCAACUGAAUCAUUAAUCAUAAUAUCUACGGCACCGACAACUUUGGAAGUAGAUUGGCACUCUAUAUGGGAUUUAACUUUGAACCUCUUUCAUGUCUCAUAGUUUGCUGGAUCAUGCCUUAUGCUACCGACAUGCAGUAUCUAUAACGCAGUAUCCAGUUUGUAGAGGAUGGUGUGGUAGUAAAUAGUCAUAGGUGUGUCUGGGAUGGGCUUUUCGGAUUUAAGAUGUAAGAGGCUAUGCCCUUUUCGAAUUGCCCUGGUCUUACCAUCGGGAGAAGAAUCCAAGUUGGAGCACCACAAACUUGGUACAAAGUAGAAGAAGAGCCGGACGUCGAAAAAGGGGAGAGCUACUCAUUAAAAUCGCAAUUCCAUUGGAUCGUGCUGGAUUUCCUCCACUGCCACCCCUUACCAGCAGAGCCAAUCAGCAACCAAAGACUGGGUCGCCAUCGCCUUUACCAAACGAGACGACUCCACUGCCCCUAUUGAAGUGGUCCAGUUAUCGUCACUCAUAGGUUGGAACCGGGUCAGCUUAUCGUUCCAGAAAAAAGCGGG